CGCCUCACUUGUCCACUCUGCAGAUCCGGAUCCUCUCCUCACAGGGACCAAGUACCAGCAGAGGCCCCUGCUCUUUUUCAGCAUCCUUUACUCCGCAGACAGCAAAACUACCUUCUGCUUUUGGCACCAUUUACCUGGCGACGUCUGUGCGCACCCAAUUGCGCACAAACUUUUUUUUUUUAAAAGCAGCAUCACAGCUCGGGUUUCGUUGAGUCAGCCUGUGUCUCUCUUUAAUGUGGUAUAUGGAUUUGUAGUCUCUGGUAGAUUUUGGUUGUUAUUGUGAUCUGGAUAGAAAGAGCAGAACAGGUGCGUAAAUCGGCUGCGUUUUUUACGCGUCAGGUUGAAACAGGUGUACAGACGCGCGGUGUUUGGACAGGUGCCGGGGUCAGAAGAACUGAGUCAGAGCAGCAGCACAAAGAUAGAAAAAUAAAAGGCCAGGGGAAGAAAGUCAAAAACAACAACUAAGAGACAAACAACCCCGGGAGAACGAAAAACAGAGAGAGAGGGAGUGACUGAAAAAGAGAGAGAGAAAGGGAGGGAGAGAGAAAGAGAGAGAGAGAGACACCCCCCUGGAGACUAGCUAGGAGACCCGGCCCCCGGUCUGAGAGAAGGAGUGAGAGAGUGAGGGAGUGAGGGAGUGUUUUAAAGCCGGCAGGAGGCAUGAUGUCCUACAUUAAGCAACCCCAUUACGCCGUGAACGGGUUAACGCUGUCCGGCCCGGGCAUGGAUCUGCUCCACUCCGCCGCCGUUGGAUACCCCAGUAAGUAAAGGCCUUUGACUUGAGACUAUAUGAUUUUUUUUAGAAUAUAUUCAAAACUUUCUUUUAUUUACCUCGGCUAAAAUAAUAUUUUGUAAUUUAAAAGAAUUUUGAUUUUUAAAAAAGAUGUCUAACUCUUGCGUAUAAUAGUGCGUAAAAAUGGUCUUGACUUGUCAGUGUUGUAAAAUGUGAGCGGCUGUGCUUCACAAGUAUAAGCACAUAUCUCUGUUUUUUUUUUCAACAUGUGUUCCUAUGACCUAAAAGUUGUGCGGAUUAUAGAGUCAAAAACAAUAAAAUAGAGUGUGUGAAAGGAGACGCAGUCUGUUCACACACAGACUUAACACCAGGACAGACUCCAAGCUGUUCCCCUAUCAUCUAACCUAUUUAGAGAAAGAUGCUCAUUGUCUUUGAUUUUGAGUCGUCCUCUUCUUUUUUUCAUAAACAAACACUCCUUAUAUUGUUCAGUGUGGAUUCGUGCUCUGGUGUACAUCUGUCAGCGUAACGUGUAGAUAUUGAAUUAUAGGAUGCUACAGUUUGGCACCGAUGACAGGAGGCGUGUUACCAAGCUCGGCCUUCCAGCAGCAGAGUUUGAACAAAGAACACAAGAUAUCAAACAAAUAACGAGGAUAUUCGUUCACUUAUUUAGUAGAUUUCGUUUCACCUUUGAUUAGUAAAAAAGACAGGACCACUUUUAUCUUGAAUAAGAUAAAUUUAAAGCCAAAAAGAUUUUUUUUUUCGAUCAUGGCAUGUUUUACAAGUUGCGUAAUGACACAUGGUGCCAGUGAAAGUUAAAGAUGAGUUCAAAAUAAAUUUCUUCAGUGUUAAGUAUGAUACAUUUCUGCAGUUUAUGACAUGUAUAACCAGGUUAGAAUUUCUCGAGAUUAUCUAAGAAAGCAGGAGAAGGAAAUUAAACCAUUUUUGCUCCUUGUCUCUAUGAGCAAAUGUCGAUUUUUUUAUGGAUUUCUCUUCAAAAUCUCCGAUUGUUUUAAUUAAAUAUUAAAGCUCCAAACGAAAAGACCAAUUUGUAAACUGUUGAAAUCUCGGGAUGUUUAGAGUUAAUGUUAUACGUGUGAGACAGAAAUGAAACAAAGGUUUCUUUCAGAAACGACAUUUUGACGCACUCUAUGUGUUAAAUUUUAACACUGGUUAAAUUAAAUACUGGUAGGCUUACAAUAAAAAUGUGAUUGUUCCUACAGGUACCCCGCGUAAACAGCGCCGGGAGCGCACCACCUUUACACGCGCACAGCUGGACAUCCUCGAGGCGCUGUUUGCCAAAACCCGUUAUCCAGAUAUCUUCAUGAGGGAGGAAGUGGCCCUGAAGAUCAACCUACCGGAGUCUAGAGUGCAGGUAACAACAAACUCACAUAUUUUCUUUUUUGUUUAUUUCAAUGAAAAAUUUUAUUAGAAUACUUUGACAGCAGUGUGUAAAUGUUGCUGCAUUGACAGAGAAGUGGCAGCCUCUGUGUGUAUUAAUUAAAUAGAGUAUCAAAGCAUCUUAUCUCAUUUUAAAUCAUUUACAGCCUCAGUCUUCUUUAAAAUGACCUUAUUUAAUUGAAACACUGAUCUGAUGAUUCACCGCUCUCUCUGAUGUCCCCCAGGUCUGGUUUAAGAACCGUCGUGCAAAGUGCCGCCAGCAGCAGCAGCAGAGCACAGGCCAGUCCAAACCACGGCCCCCUAAAAAGAAGGCGUCCCCUGCUCGUGAGGCCAACACUGAGGCCAGUGCCAACCCCACCAACGGACCCUACAGUCCUCCACCCCCACCUCCAGGCACCGCCAUCACCCCCAGUUCCAGCUCAGCCAGCGCCACGGUGUCCAUCUGGAGCCCGGCCUCCAUCUCCCCUCUGCCAGACCCCUUGUCUGCCUCCACCACCCCCUGCAUGCAGCGCACUACCACCUACCCCAUGACCUACACCCAGGCCCCAGCCUACAGCCAGAGCUACGCAGGCUCGUCCUCCUACUUCACCGGCCUGGACUGUAGCUCCUACCUGUCCCCCAUGCACCCGCAGCUGUCCGGCACAGGAGGGGCCCUCAGCCCCAUCACUGCCUCCUCAAUGGGUGGGCCCCUCAGCCAGUCCCCUGCCUCGCUCUCCUCCCAGGGCUACACAGCCGCCUCUCUGGGCUUCGGAGCUGUCGACUGUCUGGACUACAAGGACCAAGCUGCCUGGAAGCUCAAUUUCAAUGCUACUGACUGUCUGGACUACAAAGACCAGAACUCCUGGAAGUUCCAGGUCUUGUAAAUACUUAAGAGAGGCAGGGUGGGAGGUGGGGGGGACAGGGGAAGGAGUGAGAAAUCAAACAGAAUCUAAGUUCAUAAACCAUGAUUGUUUUUUGGUGUGUGUUAGAGGAAGGAAGAGACUCUGGGACACAGAAAGAAACCAAUCAGAUGAUAUCAAGUUUUCACUUUUAGCUGUUUCACAGAGUAAGAGUGGACGAGAGCUGAUCUGUUGAUGCGUGGCUUGAUCAAAACAAAGAUUACUGUAGUAUUUCUAAUAUGAGCAACAUAAAAAUCAGCUAAGGAAUCACAGACCUGCACAGUGAAAGCACACAAUAUUUCAGCUUCUGAACCUCAAAAACCCAGCUUUGAUUCUCCAGCUCAGUCGAUUAGAAAUACAAAUUACUGUGAUUUAAAUACAGUUUGAUUUAUUGAUGAGUCCUGGGAGUCAGCAUGUGUGGACGGCCUGGCUCAUGCUGACUGUCUGUUCAGUAGACUUGGUUUCACAGAUUAUAUUGUGUCUCUGAUUAAUUUGAUCUCAAAGCUCCUGUGAGGAGUUUUUGGAUGUUUAUAAAAUAGACUGAAAUUAUACUGAUGCCUGUAUAUGGCAAACAAAAGCACACGAGACCAUCAGCAACAAGACGGGUGGUUUUGAUAUUGUUGUUUUAAAGGACAACAGAAGUAAAGGCUGCUUUGUCCACAGGGGGCGCCAAAAUCGACCCAAACUGAGGUUCCUCACAGGAGCUUUAAUCAGAGAGGGACUGAUCUGGUAAAGCCAAAGCACAACAGUUCAGUGACUGAAAAGUUUCCUGCAUAGACAGCCUUGAAGUCAAAGAGCCAACGCUCAUGUUUCUUCUUCCUUCUAGACUUUGUCUUGUUUUUUUUUUUGUUUGUGAAGUAUUUCUUUUAUAAAGCUGCUCUUAAUCAGUGAGCUGACUCAUAAGUCUUUGAGCCAAACAUCUCCACCAACCCAAACUGACAUCUUUACAGGGUGUGUUUACAGGACGGCUACUUCUUUUGUACAUUGUGAGAAUGUUGAGCAGACUGAAGCUGAUGACUCCCUGUAGCCUUGUAUGACACAGCUCCUCUGCAGCCUGCGUGCAAUGCAGGUGGAGGAGGUAGAGUUGGUCACUGAGGUGACUGCAGUACAAACCUGUUGCCUUUGAGCAUGGUUGAAAUCAUUAGCAGAGCGGCUCCUACAUUGUCGGUUUAAUAGGAUCACUUUCUCACAAGGGCAACAAUGGUCGCUUUGUGGCCGUUGGCAGCCAAGAACUUGCUCCCCCUGCUCCAUCUCAGUGUUUGAACGAGGGGAGCAGAGCGCUGAGGGAGUGAUUUGUAGACUUUAUCAUGUUUGCUUCGGUGAGGUGUUUGCAGGAGAGAAGACAGCACCAGAGAAAGGGAAGGGACUGGGCCGCCCUGCAGCCCCCCUUUGCACAGAGAGUUCGGUGCCUCUCUCAGCUUCGACCUGUAAAGAUGUGAUGGUUUCCACUUUCUGUGUUUGAUGUAUCUGUUAAUUUUUUUGUAUUAGAUUUAAAAAAAUAUUAUGUUUAAAAAAAUUGUGGAUUCAUUGAAGUAAAAUUGUGUUCAUUUGUUUUGAAGUUGAUAUCAGUAUUAUCAUUAAUAUUAUGUCUCCAGCUGACAUGGACGUUGCUAAUAACUUUUUUGGCGUCUCUUUUUGUAAAUAUAAAAACUUGAAAAUGCAAUCAUGUCUGGUAGCAGCAAUGAGUUGUUACACAGGCGCUCCACCUUCCUACACAAUCUCUCUUUCUUAAUUUCUAGAAAACUGCCAACUUUUUAUUUUUUUCUGUUUGUAUUUUUCUGGUUUCUGCUUCUUCUUCUUUUUUUUUCAAACUCAGGGGUUUAUCCAAUAAACGUAGCAGUAAUAGGAUGUAAUGCUGUUUAUGCUGACUGUACUUUUAUCUUUUGCAUUACUUUAAUCUUCUCUUCUUAUUUUUCUGACAUGAAUUAUUUUGUAUAUUUCAUUUGUCUGUGUCCAACCAGUCUCACCACUACCAUGCUAGAUAGCUGCAAUGUUUCUGAGACAUUAAACCACUUCAUUCAAA
Messenger RNA from Xyrichtys novacula (pearly razorfish), 5032 nucleotides. The record is from the annotation of a GenBank genome assembly. NCBI's taxonomy places the organism in Eukaryota, Metazoa, Chordata, Actinopteri, Labriformes, Labridae.